AUGCUGGGCGUGCCGUAGCGAGCCGGAGAUGGAUGGAGUCGGCAGCAACAGGACCAUGUCUUACAGCAGGUGGAGUUACAACAGUGUUCUGGAUGAUGAGGGGAGCAACCUGCGUCAGCAGAAGCUUGACAGACAGCGAGCAUUGCUAGAGCAGAAGCAGAAAAAAAAGCGCCAGGAGCCGUUAAUGGUUCAGUCCAAUGUGGACAGUCGCACAAGAGCGCGUAGAACGAAACAUUCGGAAGAACAAGCACCCUUGGUUGAAUCGUAUCUUAACUGCAACAGCAGCACCAUAUACCAUGUACAGGAGGCCGAACAGGAAGAUGUAAAGGUGGCAGUGGAUGCCCAAGCUCCGAAAUCAACUAAAAAAGCCAAGGCAGCAUCUGCAAGCUGUCAGACUGGCAAUGCCAGAAAGGAGAAAAAAGGGAAACACAAAGGAAUUGAUGGCCCAGCUGCUUUUCAAGAUGAUGUUCAGAAAGCAGGAAGUCAAGUGCAGAUUCUCACUGUUGGGCAGUCUAGCCAUGAUGAAGAUGAUGGAGAGAAAAUGGCUACUGGCCAACAACAGCAAAGCAAGCAGGACCUUAAAACAGCAAUGCAGAAAAAGGAUCCCCAUGCAAAUACAUCCUGGUCCUCUUCCACCUCCCAGUCCAGUCUGGUCGCCUUGGAUCAUGCUCCUGGCAUUUCAAGCAGCAUGAAUUUCGAUGAGGAAGAGGAUGAGGAAGAUGCAGACAGCUCUAGCUCUUCCCAGCUAAACAGUAACACCCGGCCUGGUUCUGCCACAAGCAAGAAAUCCAGUAAGGAAGUGGCCUCAGCCCCUAGUCCUUCCACAAAUGAGCCUCUCAUAGAUGUUGAUGACCUGGAGGAAUUUGCUGUAAGACCUGCUCCACAGGGUGCCACCGUCAAAUGCAGAAUCACAAGAGACAAGAAAGGAAUGGAUCGAGGGAUGUACCCUACCUAUUACCUCCACUUGGAAAGGGAGCAUGGUAAAAAGGUGUUUCUGUUAGCUGGAAGGAAACGAAAGAAGAGUAAAACCUCUAAUUACCUCAUCUCCAUAGACCCAACUGACCUGUCUCGAGGUGGAGAGAGUUUUAUUGGAAAACUGAGAUCAAAUCUUAUGGGAACUAAGUUUACAGUUUAUGACAAUGGAGUAAAUCCAAUGAAAACAACAUCAAGCCUGGAGGCGAGUGUCCUGCGUCAGGAGCUAGCUGCUAUUUGUUAUGAAACAAAUGUCCUGGGCUUCAAAGGACCUCGUAAGAUGAGUGUGAUCAUACCAGGAAUGAAUAUGGACCAUGAAAGAGUUUCCAUCAGACCAAGAAAUGAACAUGAGACGCUGCUUGCAAGAUGGCAGAACAAAAACACAGAGAGCGUCAUUGAGCUGCACAACAAAACUCCCGUCUGGAACGAUGACACCCAGUCCUAUGUUUUAAAUUUCCAUGGUCGAGUCACACAGGCCUCAGUGAAAAACUUCCAAAUUAUUCAUGAUAAUGAUCCUGAGUAUAUAGUGAUGCAGUUUGGCCGCGUGGCUGAGGACGUGUUCACCAUGGACUACAACUACCCAAUGUGUGCUCUACAAGCCUUUGCUAUUGCCCUUUCAAGUUUUGACAGCAAGCUGGCUUGUGAGUAAAGGGGCGUGGGAGAGCGUCCUCUCAGAGGAAUCGGUUUGCCGUAUGAUUCCCAAUCCCUGCCGGUGUCACUUAUGGUCCGUACUGAGGUCAGGGAGAAUGCAGUUGUGGAGGACCACCGGAUUGCUGGAGAGAAAUUUAAAAGGAACCUUCUAAAAAAUUCAGGACAUUCAGGAAGUAAUGCUUUCCUUUUUUUUUUUUUUUUUUUUUUUUUCUUUUUCUGUCAUAUUUUUUUCUGGAAGCGGCUUCGAGUUUGUGUAAAUAGAAGUUCUAUCUCAUGUCCUUGAUUAUGUUCUGGAGGUGUGCCAUGAUCUACUGUGGCUCUAGUAGCACCGUUACAACGGUGUGUCUUUUUUAAACCCAGAAAGUGCGCUCUCAACAAAUUUCUUUUUGCAUUGUAAGAAUUAUUCCGAGGCUGCAAUCGUACCUCAAGGUUGCAUUCCUACAGCGAAUAAUCAGAUCUUCACUUCAUCCAACAUGAAAGAAAGAUCACAAAAAACAAAAAAAAUAAUGCACUUUUUUGAAUUUGCAAGGAUCUCAUGUAGCUUACGGCCAAGUCUGAGGGUUGAAAACCUAUCUGGACUGAACUUGAUGUAUCACUAUUGUACGUGUAGAGAAGGGCAUGAUGAAUUUUAAUCACAGUAGGAGGAAAAGGAGAAGUAGAAAGCACAAAAUAAUGUUGCACAAGUCACUUAAAUUCUAAGCUGUCUUUAUGUUUUAACAUCUAUGUGCUUUUUAAUUUGUUUCAAAUGAAAAUGUAUGGGGGAGAACAGAAAAGGGAAAGCUCUAGAUGCCAAGAAAUCGUAACGUACGUUGAAUUUGGCAUGUUGCGUGUUGGGAAUUUAUGGCCUUGUAUUGCUGUGGUGAUUCAGCCAUAUUUUGUAUGAAGUGAUACAAACAGUUGGGUAAAGGCUCUCUGCUGAGAAUCUUCUUAUUUGAAGGAGGCUGUGUAAAGCUGAGGAAGGUAAAUGGAAAUAUUUUAUUAAAUUUGUCUGGCCUUUUGCGAUUUCACUAUUUGUUGACUGCGUUUUUUGAACUUUCAGCAACAACCACUUUUCAUAUUUAUUUCCCAUUGUAAUGAUGCCUGCAACCAUUUGAAACUGUAUGCUGUUCUGUGAUGUAAACGUGCCAGCUAGUGAGCUGAAUCCUUCUAGGCGAACGUAGCGUACGCUGCAUACAAAUCAGAUGCUGGAAGGACUCCGAGUAGCUUAAAAUAGGGUGAGGUUUUUGUCUCAUUUUUUCUCAUUUGAAUGGGAUAUGUAAACAAAUGCCAUUUCAAAACACAAGCGAAGAACGAAGCUUCUCUUCUUCCCUAAAUGUCUCAGAAGCCAAGAGCUGCAACUGAAAGCACAGCAUAAAGCACCUUUCAAAGAAAGAGAAUCUUUUUGCCACUGUUCCAUAGAACGUAAUUGCCAAUGACACGUGAAGUAACAGGAUCUGUAUGUCGUUUACCAGAAAGGUAUUGAAAUGCGAGUAAAGAGCAAAAGCAGUUGUAUUUUAUACUGUCUGUACUCAGAUCCACCUUUUUACUCUUUAUGGACUUUACUUGGUUGCACAACCAAAGAUUACAUAAGGAGAAAAUGAGAUCAAAUCUGCUCGUCUCGUAGCUGUCAGCUCCUUUUAUACGAUAGAGGCAGGCCAUAAGGAGUGGUUGCGCCAUCUGGACUGUAUGAUUUCAACUAAUAAAAGAAAUAUUCUGUCUUC
Centrocercus urophasianus (Greater sage-grouse) is the source of this 3323-nucleotide messenger RNA. RefSeq names its product TUB bipartite transcription factor (gene TUB). Bases 29 to 1621 code for a protein of 530 amino acids. NCBI's taxonomy places the organism in Eukaryota, Metazoa, Chordata, Aves, Galliformes, Phasianidae. The transcript has 13 exons. The record is from RefSeq and is a predicted model, not a curated record. Gene Ontology annotation, biological process: protein localization to cilium. Gene Ontology annotation, cellular component: cilium.